UGGAAAGUUGGGACUAUUAUUAUUGACGAAACUGUUACGAACUAUAUACUAUUAUCUUAACCAUAACUUAUAAUUUAAAAUUCUGUCUAAAAAAAGCCAACCGUUGAAUUUUAAACUAGUAGAAGCAGAUGUCACACGUCACAGUAAUCACACGCCUUCGUAGUUGGGAUGAAAAGUGUAAGACAAUGUUUAUGCUAUAUUGAUAUAUAAGUAAUAGAUUUAUAUAGUAGAGAUGGUUGUUUACUGUGAAAUAUGCCAAACAUCUGUACCAUCAGAUGCUGCAAUGCUACAACAUCUAAAGGGAAAGAAACAUAUUAAAAAUGCUAAAACUGUAGAUUUAAGAGAUCGCCAAAUCCGGUGCAGUGUUUUUGUCCGAGGGUUUCCUCCUUGUGCUCGUGAAUUUGAUAUACAAAAUUACUUCUCAGAGUAUGGAAAAAUCUUGAGCUUCUAUUUUGAUAGUAACAGGAAACAUUUUGCAAUAAUUGAAUAUGAACAUGUGGAAAGUGCACAACAGGUUAUCAAAGGCAGACACCAUAGUUUAAAUGGUUAUACAAUGGUUGCUAAGGAACGUGAAAAUAAACCAGUACAUAAUAAACCAAUGGCAUCCACAUCACAAAUCAGAUCUAAACCAAACACCAAACCCAACAAGAAGAAAAAAUUAUUAGCAAAAUGUACAAGAGAAGAGGAAACUGUAGAAAAGGGGGACAGUGCUAUUAUACAUAUGUUUAAAAAUGCUAAAAGUAUUAAUGAACAAAUGGCUAUGUUAAAAGAUUCUAUGGCUCUAACAGAAGAGGAUUUUAAACAACGAAAUAGUAUUUGUAAAAUGUUGCUAGAGGUAUUGAAGCCAUAUUUUCCUGAAAGUACAUUACAUCAGUUUGGAUCAUCAGUGAAUGGUUUUGGUGUAAAGGGAUGUGAUUUAGAUUUAUUUCUAGAUUUUAAUGAUGAUAAACAGGAAUCAAAACAAAAACAGCACACCCCUGUACAAUUGCCAUAUGUUCGUGAUAUUACAACGUUAAAGAAGAGUUGUGGACCUUUAUAUUCCCACGAUCUCCAACAGAUGUCUCUGUAUGAUAAAGUAAAACUAGUAUCACGGAUAUUGUGUGAGAAAGGACCAGGAUGUAAUGAUAUAUUUUGCAUACCAAGUACAAGAUGUCCUGUUGUAAGAUUUGUUCAUGAACCGUCUGGUCUCAAGUGUGAUCUAUCUGUUAAUAACAGAUUAGCUUUGAGGAAUACCCAACUUUUAGCCUUGUAUAGUAGUCUAGAUGAGAGAGUUAAACUAUUAGUGUUUACAAUACGUUACUGGGCAAAAUUACGCAAGAUAGCCGGAAAUGAAAAUGCUGGACCAAGGCUGACCAACUAUGCUUUGACUUUACUUGUAGUGUACUAUCUUCAAAAUACUUCACCACCUGUAUUACCGUCUGUUAAAACUCUAGCAGAAUUAUCAGAUAGUACAACUAUGAUAGAUGGCUGGGAUUGUUCAUUUGUUAAAGAUAUUAAUCUUAUACCAGAAACACAAAAUACAACUUCAGAAGCGCAAUUAUUAGAGAAGUUUUUUCAGUUUUACAGUCAAACAGAAUUUAGUGCUGCUGUAUUACAAUGUCAGUAUGGUAAACCUAAAUUGUUGACAGCUUUUGCUGAAGAAAUGAGUCAAUCAUCUCAACUUAUUAAUUUUAAGUUUGGUCCAAUCAGUGUUCAAGAUCCUUUUGUUUUGGAGCACAACAUAACAUUGAAUGUCAAUGAAAAAACAAAACAUAAAAUAGUUGAUCAAUUUCGUAUAUCAUCACUUAUGUCUUGUAAUUGGUCUUCUGACGACCAAUCAAAAUUAGUACAAGACGACCAAUGGGGUUUGAUGAUGUUAUUAUCGGAAGAAUUACCACAUGAAUUUACAGAAUCCCAUCAAUCUGAACACGAAGAUAUAAGAUGUGAUGACGUAUACAGUUUUCCAAUUGUUUUUAAAAUGUCCAUGUUAUCAGAAAUCGCUUUUAAACAACUCCAAACGAAAGGAGAUUACCGCUAUCAUUGGUGUUUACAUGUGUGUUCGUUUCUACAGAAACUCUUGUCGCACAUUUUGUUAAUUAACGUACAAUUAGAAUAUACUAGUCUAAAAUCUACAGAUGAAUUUGCGAAACCCAUAUCGGAUUCAAUUGACGAGAAAUCUCAGAACGAGAUGCCACCCUCUUCCACAGACUGUGACAUAUCAGAUUCAGUAUCAGAGAAUUAUUGUAACGAAAAAACAUUAGACGACACAGAAGAGUUGAAUUGUGAGGCGUCUGCUAAAUAUGUAGCAGGACUGAUAAUCGACGUCAACAGAAGUAAACGAUUGUCGUCUGAUUCUCUAAACAACGAAAGUGAGUCAAAAAGAUGUAGAACUUGUUUAGAUGCAGACAUUAAUGAUGUGCCUGCUGAAGAUGAAAAUUCUUCUUUGCUUGAAAUUAAAGAUCUGGAACAUUCCCCAGAUUCAUGCAAAGGAGAAAAUGGUUCCACAGACUCUAGUGCAAAUGGUAAUCAUCAGGAAAAUAUGGAAUCGUCUGUAGCAGUAGAUGCAAUAAUGGAUUCAGAAACAAGUAGUAGAUCUAAUUUAACAGAUCAUGUUGUGGAAGCAACAAACAAUGAUUUUGGAACGUUAAUUUGGAUGUGUACAUCUGAAUGUGCCACUUUUAAUGGAAGGAAAACUGUUCGGAAGGAAACAUUAUUAGAAGGGUUCCCAGAGAAUCUAGACUUGGAAAGGGAGGUCUCGAAGCGUAUCCUUGAGAAAAGUGAAAAAAUCAAAUUUAAAUUAGGUUUCCGAUGUGUCUUAAAACCGCUUGUAGAAUCUGGAAGUACGGCAGUUCUACUUCAUUUUGAACCUGUGGAAAAUAAAAAACAGUUUUCUUGUUUCUACCAAUUUUUAAAAACAUUUGUAAUUAAAAUGGUGGAUCGUUAUUUGUUCAGUUAAUGAUAUUUGUUUUUAUGUUUUGUAGGGAUUGGCAGGGCUGUGUUUGAUUGUGUCAACAACAAAUAAUUUUUAAACAUAUUGGUUGAGAUAUUUUCUGUAUGGUAUAAAAAAAAUAUUAUGAAAUCUGUGAUUAUGUCAAAUAUAUCUCAACCAUGUCAGUAAAGUAUCAUUGCCAUAAAAAUUCAUGUAAAAUCACACACAUUUUGCCCUGGGUAGUCCUUCCGAACUAGGUGGGGGUGUUAUUCAAGGGAAAAUGUUUUUAAACUUGUGCAUAAAAGACCGAUGUCUUUGUUGCAACACGUUCCGUAUAGUGGAUUGCAUGUCACUAGCUAUUUGACAUUAAUACAACUCAUUUACAGAUUAUAAAUAUGACAGAUGUCUCAUUACAGGUACCAAAAUCCACAAAAAUAUUACUCCAACUUUAUUUUGCACAUGAGGGAGAAAAUGGAUAACAAUUGUACAUGUGCUCUGGUGUCAGUUGUUAGACAAUUUCAGAGGCUUAAAUCAAACUGUCAUUAUCUAGUGCAACUAAUUACAAAAGAAAUUUAACCACGAACAAAUCAACAAGAGACCGUGGAUUAACAGACUUAUGGAAUGUGCCUUAUAUAUCUUUAAGUUAUGUAAGGUGGACAAUUGAAAUUAUAUCAUUUCUACAGGCCAAUGUUCUGUCCAGUAAAUUUUACCUGUGUGUUGUACUCAUAUCAGUUUUUGUUGGAUUUGUGAAUCAAAAUAGAAGUGCAUGUUAUACAUGGCAGAGUAUUAUACAUGUGUUUUUAGUCCUACCACUCCUACCCAUAACUUAACAUAAAUAAACAACAUGUGUUUUUAAUCCUACCACUUCUACCCAUAGCUAAACACAAAUAAACAAUAUGUGUUUUUACAGUACUGCCCAUAACUAAACACAAAUAAACAUGUUUUUUUAUGGGGUUUUUUACUCAAAGGCAUGAUUUGAUGUAAAGGACUGAUCUUAUACUUUUGUCCAGUUUCAUUUUAUAGUACAUUUGGUUCAAUACAGUUUAUAUCUUGGAUCUACUUGUCAUUUCUGGUUGGAUACAAAUUAGUCUUAAAUAGAUUGGUGUCAUUAUUUAUUUCAUAUGAAUUAAAAAUAGAAAGUGAGUGAUUUUCUUCUGGAAUUAUAAGAAAAUGGUUAUUAUGUUACAAGAUAAGUUUCCAAAAUAUUCUGUUUUCCUUUAAAGAUCCAAACAAUUUAAAAGCUCAUCCAUUUAACUAUUUUCUUGUUCACAGUUAAAUUAUUUACUAGUAUAUUUACAUAAUCUGUGAUAUAUGUUUAAUUUUUACAAGCCCACAUUUUGAUGUGGUUGUAUAUUGACAUCACCCCUGUAUGUCCCUUAUCCGUCUGUCUGUCAUUUUUAUAUUUCUUGUUAGCACAACAUAUCUUUUUGAAACUUUGUUAGAACUUUAUAUGCUGUAAUUAUUAACCUAAUCUUGUUAGCAUUUUAGAGGCUUCAAUUUUGAGUUUAGCUCAUUAUUGCUCUGAUGACUGCUCUGCUGGUGGGUAUAUGUUUUGCUGCCUGGAAACUUAUGUUUUAAUCAUGAUCCGGUUAAUUUAUUGAUUUUAACAGAUAUUUUAUAUUUUUGGUCAGCUUUUUUGACUGUUGUUUGCUAGAAUUGUUAUUAGCAAUUACGCCUACUUAUUCUGGCUUAUUUACUUUUCAAACACUUGAAUAAAGUACUGAAAACAUGGAC
Patella vulgata (common limpet) is the source of this 4642-nucleotide messenger RNA. RefSeq names its product speckle targeted PIP5K1A-regulated poly(A) polymerase. Gene Ontology annotation, molecular function: poly(A) RNA polymerase activity; RNA binding; zinc ion binding. The transcript has 11 exons. Bases 233 to 2935 code for a protein of 900 amino acids. NCBI's taxonomy places the organism in Eukaryota, Metazoa, Mollusca, Gastropoda, Patellidae. The record is from RefSeq and is a predicted model, not a curated record. Gene Ontology annotation, cellular component: nucleus.